Messenger RNA from Funneliformis mosseae, 753 nucleotides. The record is from the annotation of a GenBank genome assembly. NCBI's taxonomy places the organism in Eukaryota, Fungi, Glomeromycota, Glomeromycetes, Glomerales, Glomeraceae.
UGUGAUGUAGCUACAUGGAAUCAAGAGGAUUUUGAAGCGUUGAAGAAAACAUUAAGUCAAUUCAUUCCACUUAUUCGAUUUAUGGAAAUUACUAGUGCUGAUUUUUAUGAUAAAGUUCGACCUUUUAAAGCUAUCAUUCCUCAUCAUAUUUAUGAAGAGAUUACUGAAUUUUAUUAUAAAAACACCUUACCAAAGUUAUCAACUUUACCGCCUCGCGUGAGUAAACUAGAAUCAAACAUAAUCGAACCAAUGCUCGCAACCGUUAUAGCUAAUUGGAUUGAUAAAAAAGAUUCAACCGUUCAUGCAUCCAAUAACCGGUAUAAGUUUAAUCUUAUUUACCUAAAAAGUCGGGAUAGUUUUGAUCGUAAGGUGUUUCAUAACAAGUGUUGUGGACAAGGACCAUUUGUGGCGUUGAUAAAAGUUCGAUCAAAAAAAAUUUAUGGAGGUUAUAAUCCAAUUGGUUAUGCGUCGAGAAAUAAUCAAUGGUUAUCUUCUUCUGAUAGUUUUAUCUUUUCUUUUGAAAAUGAUCAUGAUAUACAUAACAUGAAACUUGGUAGGGUAAUUAAUAUGGACAUGUCGAUACGAGAGAAUUAUAGUAGCUCCAAUUUCAUUAAUUUUGGAAAUUAUUUAUAUACAAACGGACAAAAUCUCAAUUUUAGUAACUCUGGAAAUUAUAAUAAUGUAUGUAAUAUUAGCAAAAAUGUGCAUGUACCUGUUGAAGAAAUUGAAGUCUUUAGUGUAGUUAAAAAAUAA